Protopolystoma xenopodis is the source of this 225-nucleotide messenger RNA. The record is from the annotation of a GenBank genome assembly. Lineage: Eukaryota; Metazoa; Platyhelminthes; Monogenea; Polystomatidea; Polystomatidae.
AUGCGUUUACCUAGCCUUUUUGGUCGAUUCGUACCAUUCAUUGCCGUCGCGGCUGCUAACGUUAUCAAUAUUCCUUGUAUGCGCCGGAAUGAGCUUACUGAGGGAAUUACCAUCACCGAUGCUGAUGGUCAAUUUUUGGGUAAAUCGUCUAUCGCCGCUCGUUAUGCUAUUGCUCAAGUCGUCUGUUCACGUAUCACAAUGUGCAUGCCUGGCAUGAGUAAGUGA